Aegilops tauschii subsp. strangulata is the source of this 870-nucleotide messenger RNA. RefSeq lists its product as uncharacterized. Lineage: Eukaryota; Viridiplantae; Streptophyta; Magnoliopsida; Poales; Poaceae. The record is from RefSeq and is a predicted model, not a curated record.
AUGAUGGAGUGCACGCUCGAGGCCAAUGAGCUCUGGGAAGACAUCGACCCCGGCGGUGAUGACUACCUGAAGGGUGGUGCCUUGUAUUGGAAGGAUCGCCAAGCUAUCACGACCAUCUGCUCGGUGAUGCUGGUGGACGUGCAACAGCAUCUAAUCUCAAAGACAUCAGCGAAGGAGGCGUGGGACACGCUGAAGACAUUGCAUCUAGGGCACUCGCGUGUGCGCGAGGCAAACUUGCAAACUUUAUGGAAAAGUUACGAGAGUUUGAGGAUGGGAGAAGAUGAGACGGUGGACGCCUUCACAGCAAGGGUUGCCACUAUGGUAAACGGGAUUUGCAGUCUCGGGGAGAAGCUAGAGGACAUCUCCGUGGUCCGGUGUUUUCCACAUGCCGCUCCACCAUGCUACAUGCCGAUUGUGUCGGGGAUCGAGCAAUGUGUUGAUCUCAAGACUCUCACUUUGGAUGAUCUGGUUCGUCGCUUCAGGGUGCAUGACGAGCGGAUGAAACUAAGUUACGGUGACGCAAAGUCGGAUGAGUACCUGAUGCUUACACGUGCUCAGUGGCAGGCGAUGGUUUCCAAGGAGAACAAUUUCGAUAAGGCGUCUGGUAGCGGCGGAAAGUACCAUCCCGCAAAGGACGCCGACAAACAGUCGGAUAAGCCAAAGAAGAAAAAGUUCAACAAAAGGAAGAUCCGCUGCCACAACGGUAAUCUGCUCGUCCAAUUCAAGUCAGCGUGUAAGAAUCCCCCGAAGGAGAAGACGAUCAUGGCCGAGGAAGAUGAUGAAAGUGACCUGAUGUUGAUGUGCGAGCUCGUGAACAAGGAGGAUCAUGUUCUUCAAGCAUCGGCUACAGAAAUCGCGCUUAGUGAAUAA